AUGCGCGCUGCGCGCCCGCCCGGCCCGGAGGGGGGUGGCGGGGACCCGGUCCCUCUCCUUAAGGCCUUGGCGGCUGUGGGCGGCCUCUCGGAGGGGCUGGGGGCUUUAGGAGGCAUUAUAAAUGCUACUCUGGAAAGAAUUGAAAUCUUCAACCUGGAUAUGAAGACUGGGGACACCCUGAAGGUCAAGGGCAAGAUAUCCAGUGAUGCUAACGGCUUCAGCAUCAAUCUUGGCUGCAGCUUCUCGGAUCUAGGACUUCACUUCAAUCCCCGCUUCGAUGAGUCUGUCAUCGUCUGCAACUCCAGGUGCUCCAAUGCCUGGCAGGCAGAGCAUCGUGAUAAACACUUCUGUUUCUCCAGGGGCUCCACUGUCAAGUUUGUCAUUGAGAUGCUGGCAGACAAAUUCCAAAUAAAACUGCCGGAUGGGCAUCAAGUGGAGUUCCCCAACCGGCACUACUACAACAAGAUCAGCUACAUGAGCGUCAAGGGAGACUUCAGGGUCACCUCCUUCAAGCUGGAGUGA
Molecule: messenger RNA, 522 nt
Organism: Haliaeetus leucocephalus (bald eagle)
Lineage: Eukaryota; Metazoa; Chordata; Aves; Accipitriformes; Accipitridae
Gene: LGALS2
Product: lectin, galactoside-binding, soluble, 2
Exons: 5
Coding region: 1-522 (173 amino acids)
Molecular function (GO): carbohydrate binding
Source: RefSeq, a predicted model, not a curated record